AAGUCAUCGCGAGCUGUAUCAUAUGGCGUCCAGUGCGGCCCGGGUCCCAGGCUAUCGACUUGCGGGAUGACUAGAGAGAGAGACUAGUCUGUCAGUCGUCGUGAGCCGUACGUCGUUGCUAGCUGAGCUCCGCGUAGCGGGAGAGAGUAAACCAUCAUGACAUCGAUGGAUGGCGGGUUCACCUGGGCUUCCGUGAAAGGGCCCUUGGGUGAUAAAAUUCGGAAAGAAAUGCUCGGUUUUGGCCAGGACUACAUCGAGGUUAAUCCUGGGCAUCACGUCUUAUGCAGCUAUUACCCAGCCUGGCAUAAGCGUUACGCGGAGUUCCCAGUGAAAGCCGACGAUAUCUGGGUUGUAACUUAUCCAAAGUCAGGAACAACGUGGACUCAGGAAGUUGCCUGGUGUCUUGUUCAUGGGCUGAACACCGAAGAAGGAAAACAGAACUUGAUGACAAGAUUUCCCUUCUUUGAAUGGGAAAGCCUUGUGCCAGAGAAGAUGGAAAAGACCCCAGGGCAAUUGGAUAGUGACCCUUGUCUUCCUGGUAAUACUUGGAAACUUGUGAACAAUAUGAAAUCUCCUCGGACCAUCAAGUGCCACCUUCCGAUGCCGUUGUUGCCCAAACAAUUCUGGACCGUAAAACCAAAGAUUGUCUACGUUUGCCGUGAUCCCAAGGAUGUCUGCGUCUCCUAUUAUUACCACUCAAUCAAGCUGGAAGGAUACACUGGAGAGUUUUCUGACUUUGUGGAACUUUUCCUGGGAGACAUGCUCGUCUACUCUCCUUUCUGGAAUCACACGCUGGACUUCUGGAAGAAGAGGAAUGAAGAAAACAUCCUCUUCCUGCGAUUCGAGGACAUGAAGGCCGACCUGCCAGCAGUUAUCAAGAAAAUAGCAUCGUUCCUGGGCAGGAGCGUCACGGAAGAAGAGGUAGAGCGCAUAGCAGACCAUUGUUCAUUCGGGAGCAUGAGCCAGAAUAAGGCUGUCAACAACGAGGACAUAGCCGCCGCCGAAUCAGAAAGAGGGAAGUCGAUCAAGUUCAUGAGGAAGGGAAAGGUAGGGGACUGGAAGAACCACCUGACCGCGGAUCACAUCAAGGCCUUCAAGGAAUGGACCCGGAAGUCGCUGGAAGGCUCGGAUUUCCCUUACUAUCAGGACUAUGAAUAAUCAAGGAAUAAUCAGGGAAUUACUAUAUGAUGAAACCGUUAUCAUCCAUAUAACCGUAUUUUCCAAACCCAUCGACGUUUCUUAUUCACUGGUGGAAAAUGAAAAUGUCUUUGUUGUUUGUUGUUGCUAUUGUUGUGUUUGAUGAAGUUAUGUUUAAAAAAGCUUUCUUCAAGCCGGUUUUUCAUAAUAUAUAUAUACUGGGACUGUUUUG
Messenger RNA from Macrobrachium nipponense, 1369 nucleotides. Its product is annotated as luciferin sulfotransferase-like. The coding region runs from base 157 to 1158 and encodes 333 amino acids. The record is from RefSeq and is a predicted model, not a curated record. Gene Ontology annotation, biological process: sulfation. Gene Ontology annotation, cellular component: cytoplasm. Lineage: Eukaryota; Metazoa; Arthropoda; Malacostraca; Decapoda; Palaemonidae. The transcript has 8 exons. Gene Ontology annotation, molecular function: sulfotransferase activity.